AUGGUCCGGCUCCUGCUGGUUUUCUUCCCCGCGAUCUUUUGGGAGAUGUCCCUUCUGCCCAGGAGCCCUGGCAGGCAAAUGCUGCUGGCGGGAGCCUCGUCUCAGCGUUCGGUGGCCAGAAUGGACGGAGAUGUCAUCAUCGGGGCCCUCUUCUCAGUCCACCACCAGCCUCCAGCCGAAAAGGUGCCGGAGAGGAAGUGCGGGGAGAUCCGGGAGCAGUAUGGCAUCCAGAGGGUGGAGGCUAUGUUUCACACCUUGGAUAAGAUCAACGCGGACCCAGUCCUCCUGCCCAACAUCACGCUGGGCAGCGAGAUCCGGGACUCCUGCUGGCACUCCUCCGUGGCUCUGGAGCAGAGCAUUGAGUUCAUCAGGGACUCCCUGAUUUCCAUUCGAGACGAGAAGGAUGGACUCAACCGGUGCCUGCCGGAUGGGCAGCCCCUCCCCCCAGGCAGGACUAAGAAGCCCAUUGCGGGUGUAAUCGGCCCGGGCUCCAGCUCUGUAGCCAUCCAAGUGCAGAACCUGCUCCAGCUCUUCGACAUCCCCCAGAUCGCAUACUCGGCCACGAGUAUCGACCUGAGUGACAAAACUUUGUACAAAUACUUCCUGAGAGUUGUCCCUUCUGACACUUUGCAGGCAAGGGCUAUGCUUGACAUAGUCAAGCGCUACAAUUGGACCUAUGUCUCUGCAGUCCACACAGAAGGGAAUUAUGGGGAGAGUGGAAUGGACGCUUUCAAAGAGCUGGCUGCCCAGGAAGGCCUCUGCAUCGCCCAUUCAGACAAAAUCUACAGCAAUGCAGGGGAGAAGAGCUUCGACCGACUCCUGCGCAAGCUCCGAGAACGGCUCCCCAAGGCGAGAGUGGUGGUCUGCUUCUGCGAAGGCAUGACGGUUCGGGGCCUCCUGAGCGCCAUGCGGCGCCUGGGCGUGGUGGGCGAGUUCUCACUCAUUGGAAGUGAUGGAUGGGCAGAUAGAGAUGAAGUCAUUGAAGGUUAUGAGGUGGAAGCCAACGGGGGAAUCACGAUAAAGCUGCAGUCUCCAGAGGUCAGGUCGUUUGAUGAUUAUUUCCUGAAACUAAGGCUGGACACUAAUACGAGGAAUCCUUGGUUCCCUGAGUUCUGGCAACACCGGUUUCAGUGCCGCCUACCAGGACACCUUCUGGAAAAUUCCAACUUUAAGAAAAUCUGCACAGGCAAUGAAAGCUUAGAAGAAAACUACGUCCAGGACAGCAAGAUGGGCUUUGUCAUCAAUGCCAUCUACGCCAUGGCCCAUGGGCUGCAGAACAUGCACCAUGCCCUGUGCCCUGGCCACGUGGGCCUCUGCGAUGCCAUGAAGCCCAUCGACGGCAGCAAACUCCUGGACUUCCUCAUCAAGUCCACCUUCAUUGGCGUGUCCGGAGAAGAGGUGUGGUUUGAUGAGAAAGGGGAUGCUCCUGGAAGGUAUGACAUCAUGAAUCUGCAGUACACUGAAGCUAAUCGCUAUGACUAUGUACACGUGGGAACCUGGCAUGAGGGGGUGUUGAACAUUGAUGACUACAAAAUCCAGAUGAACAAGAGUGGCAUGGUGCGGUCUGUGUGCAGCGAGCCUUGCUUAAAGGGUCAAAUUAAGGUCAUAAGGAAAGGAGAAGUGAGCUGCUGCUGGAUCUGCACAGCCUGCAAAGAGAAUGAAUAUGUGCAAGACGAGUUCACCUGCAAAGCCUGUGAUUUGGGGUGGUGGCCCAAUGCAGAUCUCACAGGCUGUGAACCUAUCCCCGUCCGCUACCUUGAGUGGAGCAAUAUAGAAUCCAUCAUAGCCAUCGCCUUCUCCUGCCUGGGAAUCCUUGUCACCUUGUUUGUCACACUGAUCUUCGUGCUAUACCGGGACACACCAGUGGUGAAAUCUUCCAGCCGAGAGCUCUGCUACAUUAUCCUAGCUGGCAUCUUCCUGGGUUACGUGUGCCCUUUCACUCUCAUUGCCAAACCUACCACCACAUCCUGCUACCUCCAGCGCCUCCUGGUUGGCCUCUCCUCUGCCAUGUGCUACUCCGCUCUAGUGACCAAAACCAAUCGCAUCGCACGCAUUCUAGCUGGCAGCAAGAAGAAGAUCUGCACCCGGAAGCCCAGGUUCAUGAGUGCCUGGGCCCAGGUGAUCAUUGCCUCCAUUCUGAUUAGCGUGCAGCUAACCCUGGUGGUAACCCUGAUCAUCAUGGAGCCCCCCAUGCCCAUCCUGUCAUACCCAAGUAUCAAGGAAGUCUACCUUAUCUGCAAUACCAGCAACCUGGGUGUGGUAGCCCCGGUGGGCUACAAUGGACUCCUCAUCAUGAGCUGUACCUACUAUGCCUUCAAGACACGCAACGUGCCCGCCAACUUCAACGAGGCCAAAUAUAUCGCCUUCACCAUGUACACAACCUGCAUCAUCUGGCUGGCUUUUGUGCCCAUUUACUUUGGGAGCAACUACAAGAUCAUCACUACCUGCUUUGCAGUGAGCCUCAGCGUAACGGUGGCCCUGGGGUGCAUGUUCACGCCCAAGAUGUACAUCAUCAUUGCCAAGCCGGAGAGGAACGUCCGCAGUGCCUUCACCACCUCUGAUGUAGUCCGCAUGCAUGUCGGCGAUGGCAAGCUGCCCUGCCGCUCCAACACUUUCCUCAACAUUUUCCGAAGAAAGAAACCAGGGGCAGGGAAUGCCAAUUCGAAUGGCAAGUCUGUGUCAUGGUCUGAGCCGGGUGGAAGGCAGGCGCCCACGGGACAGCACAUGUGGCACCGCCUCUCUGUGCACGUGAAGACCAACGAGACAACGGCCUGCAACCAGACGGCCGUCAUCAAGCCCCUCACUAAAAGUCACCAGGGCUCCGGCAAGAGCCUCACCUUCUCGGAUGCCAGCACCAAGACCCUCUACAACGUGGAGGAGGACGCCCAGCCCGCCGGCUUCAGCCCCGCCAGCAGCCCCUCCAUGGUGGUGCACCGGCGCGUGCCCUCGGCCGCGAGCACCCCGCCGCUGCUGCCCCACCUGGCGGCGGAGGAGACGCCCCUGUUCCUGGCCGACCCCGAGGUCCCCCAGGGCCUGCCCCCUCCCCUCCCGCAGCUGCAGCCGCAGACAUCCUUCCUGGACCAGCUGCAGGGAGUGGUCCACAAUUUCAGCACCGGCAUCCCGGAUUUCAACGCGGUGCUCGCCGCCCCCGGGGGCCCGGGGAACGGGGUGCGGUGCCUGUUCCCGCCGCCCGCGCCCCCGCAGCACCUGCAGAUGCUCCCGCUGCAGCUGAGCCCGUCGGGGGACGAGCCCGCCUCCCCCGCGGCCGAGGACGAGGACGACAGCGAGAGGUUCAAGCUGCUCCAGGAGUACCUGUCGGAGCGGGAAGGGACCACGGAGGAAGACGAGCUGGAGGAGGAGGAAGAGGAGGAGGGGGAAGGGGAGGGGGAGGGCCCGCCGGCGGCCCCCCGCAAACCCGCCCUGGAGGCUUCGCCCGCCCUCACGCCCCCCUCGCCUUUCCGCGACUCGGUGGCGUCGGGCAGCUCGGCGCCCAGCUCCCCGGUGUCCGAGUCCGUGCUCUGCACCCCUCCCAACGUGACCUACGCCUCCGUCAUCCUGAGGGACUACAAGCAAAGCUCUUCCACCCUGUAG
This is a messenger RNA of Pipistrellus nathusii (Nathusius's pipistrelle), 3591 nucleotides long. The record is from the annotation of a GenBank genome assembly. NCBI's taxonomy places the organism in Eukaryota, Metazoa, Chordata, Mammalia, Chiroptera, Vespertilionidae.